Molecule: messenger RNA, 462 nt
Organism: Penicillium canescens
Lineage: Eukaryota; Fungi; Ascomycota; Eurotiomycetes; Eurotiales; Aspergillaceae
Exons: 4
Coding region: 1-462 (153 amino acids)
Source: RefSeq, a predicted model, not a curated record
AUGAUGCUGGCUUUCGCAUUCCGUCCGAACCCUGGCUCUGCCGCCCGUUUCAUUAGUGCUCGGAAAGACGAGCUCAUGUGUUUGCUUUGCGGAGUGAUGUGUUGUUUCAAUGGACGGAUUGUCCCAUGGUUCCGGAAUCGCGAUGAUAUCGGCUUCGAGGACCUUGGGAUUGCGUACUUCGCUGCUAUCGGUGAUACCUAUCAGGCAGCUGAGUUCCGAGACACUGUUGUCGGUCUCGAAGCGCUUCCUCUUGGCUACGGUGGCUGGUUUCCUUGCCUGAUGCUGAUUUCGCAGCUUUUCUCGCCCGAUCCGUUGCUGUUCCUCCCGACUAGGGCUGACGAUGACGAUGGUGGGUUCCAUGAGAGUUCGUUCUCCGAGUUCCCCUCCGGUGCUGUCAAUUUCUGCCCUUUCCCCGUCGCUCUGAGUGUCCACCUAGCUGGGGCUAAUGCCGAUGAUGCUUGA